GCUCACCUCUUAUCAUCCCAUGCUGCGGUGAAAAAAAAUCCGAAGGAAAGGGAAGAGGAAAUAUUGAGGUCCUUCUGACGUACCUCUAGUAGAAAGUAGACGGCUCAGUUGAGGUCGAGCUCGUUGAGAAUGCUCUCGUCUUCGUUAGUUCUACACCGGAUCGAUCGGAAGUGAAUUUGAUUGUAAUCGCGAGAUGAUGCGAGAUAUACCGGCAGAGUGAUAAUGAGAGUGAUUAACCGGUAUUGAGGAUUCUUCAUUCGUGAUUUCGAACAUCGGGCAGAUGUGAAAAACUUGAUGAAUCGAAUUCCCCGAGUAUUCGAAAUAUUACGAAGACAUGUGUACGUCGAGGGACCCCAGGGAGAUGGAACCGUUAGAGAAGAAUAAGAGAAUGGUUCCAGUGAUCUUCUACUCAUUGAUCCUGGAUCUCCUGGCUUUUACCAUGAUCCUGCCGCUGCUACCGGCGUUGCUGGAUCAUUACAAGAGCCACGAUGAUGAUGGAUUGUACUCCUGGAUUCUAGGGUGUAUCGAUAGGGUUCAGAUAAGACUGAAUGCGCCCGAGAGAUUCACCUCUGUCUUAUUCGGGGGCUUCAUCGGAUCGAUGUAUUCAUUCCUACAGUUUCUGAGCAUGCCGAUUGUCGGGGCUCUCUCAGAUAUCUAUGGGAGAAGGAUAAUGAUGUUGAUAUGCUUGACAGGAGUCACAGUCUCGUAUCUAUUGUGGGCAUUAUCGCAUAAUUUUAUGAUUUUCGUAUUGGCGAGGCUCGUGGGUGGCGUUAGUAAAGGAAAUAUUAGCUUAUCAAUGGCUAUCAUCACGGAUGUCACGUUACCGAGUAAGAGGGGACGGUCUAUGGCAUUAGUUGGAAUAGCCUUCUCGAUAGGAUUUGUAUUGGGCCCGAUAAUAGGAGUCCUAUUCUCGCGGAUAUCGAGUGGAUCGAGGGAUGAUUACUGGUACGUCUACCCCGCGGUGUUCGCCUUCUCCCUUUCCCUGGCGAAUCUGGUGUACGUCGCCCUCUCCCUGGAGGAGACGUUGAGCCUAAAAAAACGCUCGAAAUCCCUUGCGCGAGGGCUCUCCGGGGCGAUAAUGUACAUAAAUCCAGUGGAUUUGUUCCAAUUCAAUGGAGUCAAUGCCCUCGAAGCGGACGACUUGAAGCGCCUGAGAACGCUGGGACGCGCGUAUUUUUUGUAUCUAUUCAUAUACAGUGGACUGGAAUUCACUCUGACAUUUUUAACGCACCAUGCGUUCGGCUUCACCAGCAUGCAGCAGGGGUACAUGUUCCUGAUGAUUGGAAUGACUAUGGCUAUACUUCAGGGGGGAUUCGUGCGACGAAUUCCCGCGGAUAAAACUAAAUUUUUCACUGAAUUAGGCCUGUGGCUAAUAAUUCCAGCCUUCCUAAUAAUCGGCAUAGCGAGCUCCAUCAGUGUCCUCUACAUCGGAAUAUUUAUUUUCUCAGUGUCAACCGCAAUGGCUGUUACGUGUAUGUCGACAUUGGUAACUCGUAUUGGCCCUGAGCAUCAGAAGGGUACCAUUACCGGGAUAUUUAGGUCACUGGGAGCACUAGCACGUGCCAGUGGACCCAUAGUCGCCUCCAUAGCAUUCUGGAGCAUUGGCAGCGCUAUAACGUAUUUAUUCGGAGCUCUAGUUCUUAUUUUGCCUCCUUUGAUACUCCACAAUGUGAAUAUUGUUAAUGAGAAGAAGGAAAGUUGAUGAUGAGAUUAUUUACCGUUGGUAUUAGGGACGAGUGAAGUGGGAGAAUGAAGUAAAUUAUGUUUGGUUGAUGAGUUUUUGAUGAAUGUUUCCAAAAGUGAGGAUGAUUAAGGAUUUUUUAAUAACAUUUAGCUCUCUUCGCUCACUUCGCUCCAAAGGAAAAUUGAUGUUGAGAUUAUUUACUAUUGGAAUUAGCGACGAGGGAAGUGGGAGAAUGCAGUAAAUGAUGUUUGAUUGAUGAGUUUUUGAUGAAUGUCUCUAAACGGGAGGAUGAUGGGGGAUUUUUUAUAUUAUGUAGCUCUCUUCGCUCACUUCGCUCCGAACGAAAAUUGAUCAUGAGAUUAUUUCCUGUUGGUAUUCAGUUUUUUAAUGAAUGCCUCUAAUUCGAGGAUGAUGGGGGAGUUUUUAUCUCGUUCAGCUCUCUUCGCUCCGAAAAUUGAUGGUGAGAUUAUUUACUGAUGGUAAUAGGGACGAGUGAAUAAACUCAAUCAUGUUUGGUUGAUGAGCUUUCGAUGACUGUCUCUAAAUGUGAGGAUGUAGGGGAUUUUUUAUCCAAUUGAGCUCUCUUCGCUCAUUUCUCUUUUCGAUUUCAGGAUAAUAUCGAGCAAUAAAAAAUCUAAGCCGAAGAAUUAAUUUUUUUUCGUAUCACCUCAAUUUUUUUCUGACUAUUUUGGAAUCUAGGGGAGAUAGCGGAAUUUUUAAAUGGUGAACCAUUAUAAUGAAGCUAAAUAAAAGCUACAAAUGUCAUUACAAAACUUCCCCUAUCCCCCUAGAAUGUAAAAUAUUUUUUUAAUGAAUUCUCUUCGGAUUUAGGGACGAUUGGAGAAUUCUCGUGAAGAUCGUUUAUAAUAGAGCGAAACAAAAGUUACAAACGUCAUCAAAAAAUUUAAAAAAAUAGUAAUUAUUUAUUAAUUAUUAAUUAUUGUUUAUUAAUUUAUUUUUGAGAAAUAAAACAAAAUCCCUGAUUCCUGGAUUAAUUUACAUCG
This is a messenger RNA of Diachasma alloeum, 2688 nucleotides long. It is a transcript of the gene rtet, whose product is annotated as major facilitator superfamily domain-containing protein 10. The transcript is spliced from 8 exons. The coding region runs from base 335 to 1702 and encodes 455 amino acids. Gene Ontology annotation, biological process: transmembrane transport. Gene Ontology annotation, molecular function: transmembrane transporter activity. The record is from RefSeq and is a predicted model, not a curated record. Gene Ontology annotation, cellular component: brush border membrane. Lineage: Eukaryota; Metazoa; Arthropoda; Insecta; Hymenoptera; Braconidae.